CGUUCACGAGAGGAGAAGCGAAUGGCGGUCGUCAUCGGCGCUUCUCUUGAUCGCUGUUUUCUGGCCGGCGCUCCGGCGAAGCCUCUCAGAGAUCGCCUCCUUUUUAGGUUCUCAAAGAAGCUCCCAAUGUCUCAAUCUGCUACUACUAAUCGAGGGGUUUCUUCGAUCAGAGCGGCUUUGAUCACAAACCCUGAUGAUUUCCAGGUUGGGAGGUUCGUCGGGAGCUAUGGCUUCAUGAACAUCACAAGUUAUUCAUCAUUUCAAUCGGGAGGUUUUCAAAUUAUCAGUUCUGCUGGAUUUGCAUCUGAUGAGAUGGAGCGGUUGAGAAUUCAGGAUGUGGGAGAGGGACAAGUGAAGAUCAGGCUUUAUGAGGGUAGAGUUAUCCAAGGUCCAUUAAAGGGAACUCGGGUUAUUUUUAAGGUUUAUCCUGGACAGCGUUCUGGAGGUAUUGAAGCAGAUAUGAUGGCUGCCAAUGAGCUCAAUGCUCAUGCUUUUCUGCAAAGUGAUCCGAAAAGUAUCUGUCAGAAUAUUCAGACUUUGUUAGGAGGCUUUGAGACCAAAACUGGAGAGCAGUGGCUUGCUUUCCGUAAUGAUGGAAGUUACAGUGCUGCUGACUAUGCCAAAGUUUCCAGUGAAGUGAUAUCAAAGGAUCUUGCUAAUGGAGCACAGAAAUUAUGGAACCCUUUUGAACUGGAGCUGAAAAUUAAACGCAAAAGAUUGUUUGUUCUGAAAUUGUUUAAUGGGGCCAUUAAUGGCCUGGCAUACAUGCAUGAUCAUGAUAGACUGCACCAGAGCCUGGGUCCUGCUUCAGUUGUUCUCAACACAAUUGUGGAGAGUGAUGCAGCUUAUUUAGUCCCAAGGCUCCGUGAUUUGGCCUUCUCAGUUGAUAUUGGGCUUUCAUCUCUGGGAACAGGUCCCGGGUUGCUCUCAGAGGGCCUAUGGCAUCGAGCAUCUGCUGCAGGUGCUUCAGCUCCACUGGAGAAACGAGCUUAUGGAAUUGCUGAUGACAUAUAUGAAGCAGGACUUCUUUUUGCAUACUUGGCAUUCAUUCCAUUUUGUGAAGCGGGGGUUACUGAUGGGCUUUCCUUGCAAAGGCUCUUUGAAAGCACCUUCCAACUUGACCUUGUUGCUGCAAGAGAGUACUGCUUAGCAGAUGAUCGUUUGACAGAAGCUGUUAAGUUUCUGGAUCUCGGUGAAGGUGCUGGUUGGGAGUUACUUCAGGCCAUGCUGAGUCCUGAUUAUCGCCAAAGGCCUAUCGCAAACGCGGUUCUAAAGCACAGAUUUAUGACAGGUUCCAUCUUCUAAUUUCCAAUGUUUUUUAUUUACUCCAGUUCUCAGUUUGAAUCGGCAGUUAUCUAUGCAUGAGUAAUACUGAUUUCCUUAUCAAUUAUCUUGCAUUAUGCAAAGGAUUGAUAUUGUCAUUCCUCCUUGUUGUUCUUGAUAUAUAUAAUUUUUGUUUUGCUAUCUCUAAUAUGUACAAUCGUUUGGUUCUGGUUGCUCAUAUUUCUCUGUUGUACUACUU
Molecule: messenger RNA, 1522 nt
Organism: Dioscorea cayenensis subsp. rotundata (Guinea yam)
Lineage: Eukaryota; Viridiplantae; Streptophyta; Magnoliopsida; Dioscoreales; Dioscoreaceae
Exons: 12
Coding region: 22-1305 (427 amino acids)
Biological process (GO): protein phosphorylation
Cellular component (GO): chloroplast
Molecular function (GO): ATP binding; protein kinase activity
Source: RefSeq, a predicted model, not a curated record